UCGAAAGUUCAAUUUCGCAUGGCGGACGUGCAAGUGAACUCUGUUAUUUGUUGGUGAUAAUUUCAAUUAUUAUCUUUUUGAGAUUCCUUAUGGAAAGGCAAAUUUUUAUACUGCUUUUUCUUUGUGGACGUGCUCUUUUCAUUCCUUAACCUUAGAUGAUGUUAAAGUGUUAAUUUUAGUUGGAUUUGUGUGAACUGCAUAGGAUUUUCUCAAAAAUGGGAAAAUGUGACGAAGCUAAUGUCGAAGUUAGUAUGGGGGACUCGGCGUCCCCCAUGAAACCUGAUAAUUUUACGUUCACCGUACCCCCUGAGGCCCCUGUCUUCGAGCCAACUCCUGAAGAGUUCCUCGAUCCUCUGGCGUAUAUCAGCAAAAUCAGGCCCAUUGCUGAGAAGUCAGGGAUAUGCAAAAUAAAACCCCCCGCGCACUGGCAACCUCCGUUUGCUGUGGAUGUAGACAGACUGAGAUUCACUCCUCGGAUACAACGGUUAAAUGAGUUAGAGGCAAUUACAAGAGUGAAGCUAAACUUCCUGGAUCAGAUAAUCAAGUUCUGGGAGCUGCAAGGCUCGAUGCUGAAGAUACCAACGGUGGAAAGGAAACCAUUAGAUUUGUAUGCACUACAUAAAAUUGUCAAAGAAGCUGGUGGUUUUGAAGUAUGUUCGGCUGAGAGGAAAUGGUCGAAGAUCGCUAGACGCAUGGGUCAUCCACAGGGUAAAGGUAUAGGUUCCAUAUUAAAGAAUCACUACGAGAGGAUCCUCUACCCGUACGACGUUUUCAAGAGCAGCGGCGCUGUCGGAAACGGAAAUGAUAGCAAAGAAACAAAGAUAGAAGUGAAAGGCGAUCAGACACCAGAGAGGGGUCGCAGGUCAAGCAAGCCGCCGGCUGCGACUCCGCCACCCGCCCGUCGGUUCAAGAGUUCGGAGCCCGAGCCCGCUGAGGGCAGCCAUACUGAGGGGGCGCUGCCCGUGGGCGACGUCAAGAAGACACCCAUCAAGGAAGAACCGGGAGAGACAAGGAGGAGUCCACGUGAGAACAAGUGGAUGUCUCAGGCCGGGAGUUGUGGAGCGCGAGCUCGCGCCGUCCGCUCCAAACGACUGAGGGAACACCGUUUCAGUAAUAUGACGGUGUCUGUGACGCCCGCCCCUCCCCCCCUACAUCCCGACGACCCGCUCGCGAAGUACAUGUGUCAUAUAUGCGGGCGCGGUGACAUCGAGGAACAGAUGCUGUUGUGUGAUGGCUGCGACGAUUCGUACCACACGUUCUGCCUGGUGCCGCCGCUGGCUGAUGUACCCAAGGGAGACUGGAGGUGUCCCGUGUGUCUGGCGGAGGAGGUGUCAAAACCGACCGAGGCCUUCGGUUUUGAGCAAGCGAGCCGCGAAUAUACACUGCAGCAGUUCGGAGAAAUGGCUGAUCAGUUCAAAUCUGAUUACUUCAAUAUGCCGGUACAUAUGGUGCCAACGUCGACGGUGGAGCGAGAGUUCUGGCGCGUCGUGUCGUCUAUAGAUGAGGACGUGACUGUUGAGUAUGGAGCGGAUCUGCACUCCAUGGACCAUGGAUCAGGUUUUCCAACAAAAUCCAGUGCCCAUCUCUAUCCCGGCGAACAGCAAUACGCUGAAUCCUCAUGGAAUCUCAACAACCUGCCAGUGCUGGAGGGAUCUGUACUGGGACAUAUAAAUGCAGACAUAUCCGGGAUGAAGGUACCUUGGCUGUACGUGGGCAUGUGCUUCGCCACGUUCUGCUGGCACAACGAGGAUCAUUGGAGUUAUUCCAUCAAUUACUUACACUGGGGAGAACCAAAGACAUGGUAUGGCGUACCCAGUUCCAAAGCGGAACAGUUCGAAGCUGCAAUGAAGGCUGAAGCCCCUGAGCUGUUUCAGCUGCAGCCUGACCUACUUCAUCAGCUGGUCACGAUCAUGAACCCCAAUGUGCUCAUGAAAGCUGGUGUACCCGUCUACAGGACUGAUCAACAUGCUGGAGAAUUUGUAAUAACCUUUCCCCGCGCCUACCACGCCGGUUUCAAUCAAGGAUAUAACUUUGCCGAGGCAGUCAACUUCACACCAGCUGAUUGGCUAAAAAUGGGUCGCGAGUGCAUCACCCACUACUCCACUCUGCGGCGGUAUUGCGUGUUCUCCCACGACGAGCUGGUCUGUAAGAUGGCGCUUGAGGCGGACUCGCUUAGUCUGACCGUGGCCCUGGCCGCGUACAGAGAUAUGAGGACAAUGUUACAUGACGAGAGGAAGUUAAGGAAGGGAUUACUUGACUGGGGUGUAACGGAAGCUGAGCGUGAGGCGUUCGAACUCCUCCCGGACGACGAACGUCAAUGUCACGAGUGUAAGACCACGUGUUUCCUGUCCUGCGUCACAUGCGCCUGUACCACGCAAAUCGCAUGUCUGCGACACUACGAUCAACUGUGCGGUUGUUCGCCGGCGGAACACAAACUAAGAUAUCGUUAUACACUGGACGAACUCCCGGCGAUGCUUGAGAAGCUAAAGCGUAAAUCAGAACAGUUCCGCGAGUGGGCUGAGGCCGUUCAGAAUGCUUUGGAUCCUGAUACGCCAAAGACAUGUGACCUUGACGGACUCAGGGGUCACUUGAAGAGGGCUCACGAUCUGAAGAUGCACAAGACGGAACUGGUGCGUGCCUUGGAAACGGCGAUAGAGGACGCUGAGAAAUGCGCGUCUGUGAUACAACAGUUGGAUCUGAACAAGAUGAGGACGAGGACGAGGCAUCACGACCCCAAGUACCGCCUCACCAUACACGAGCUGACGCUGUUCGCCGCAGAGAUAGACGGACUCGCCUGUGUGCUGCCCGAAGGGUCUGCUGUUAAAGAAGUGCUUCGUCAGACAGCUGAGUUUGAGGACAGAGCGAUCGCACUGCUGGGGAGAGACUUGGACGACUGUGAUGCUGCCUCUGUCAGAGAACUAGAAGAGGUCGUUGACCUGGGUUCCCGUCUCUGUAUAGUCCUGCCCCAGCUAGGAGCGCUCCAGGCUCGUCUCCAGCAAGAGAAGUUCAUACUCUCCGUUCGUACACAUCGCGAGGACGCCGCCUCUCUCACACCAGAGACCAUUGACAAACUGCUGGCUGAAGCAGAAACGGUCUUACCACAUAGAAGAGUUGAAACGGAACGGGCUGGGCUGUAUAAAUUAAAAUUACAAGUCGAAGAAUGGGAACAGAAAGCCCGGGCUAUAUUAGACGUGAACCGGGAACGCGAUGAUGAUUCACACACUACGCUGGCUGAUUUGGAAGAAUUGUUAGCAGCUGCUGAUGAAGUGGAAGCCGCGUUGCCCUCAAGACACUCGUUGGCUACAGCCGCUGCACACGCCAAAGACUGGCUUGCCAAGGUGGAGGAAAUGCAAUCAAAGGAAUUAUAUCCAUACAUGCACAGUGUUGAAGCUCUGUGCAAACGCGGAGCACAGAUACCUGUGGCUCUGCUCGAGAAAAGACAUUUGGCGGCAGCCCUACUAUCAGCCAGGGACUGGCAGAGAGGAGCUGCUGAUAUGUUCCUUAAGAAGAACUGGCCUUACUCUUUGUUGGAGGCGUUGUCCCCUCGUUCGGAGUGCGCCCCUCGCCGAAAGAAAGGGGACUCUGAAGGAUUAUUACAACACUUCAGUGAGGAAGCCACUCCCACUGAGAUAGUGGCGGCCUUCAAGCAGGCGGAACAAAGGGAAUUGGCUGCUAUUAAGGAACUCAGAGCUAAAAAUAUGCGGAAAGAGGUCCGAACGCCCGCGCCCGGCGUUACUUUCUGCGUGUGUCAGAAGAAACAGUAUGGGGUGAUGACGCAGUGUGAACUCUGCAAGGAUUGGUUCCAUGCUGCAUGUGUGUUGUCGAGUCGCUCGGAGGAGUCGGAGUCGUCACCGGAGCCCGAGUCGGAGCCUUCGCCCUCGCCGGCCCCUGAACCGAAAUUCCUCUGUCCUGAUUGCGCACGAACCAAACGACCUAGGCUGCAUCGGAUAUUGGCUCUAUUGGUUUGGCUACAGAAGCUGCCCGUGCGCUUGGCGGAAGGUGAGGCGUUACAGUGUGUGACCGAGCGGGCGAUGGCCUGGCAGGACGCCGCUCGAGCACUACUGGCUUCUCUGCCGGCUACACGCGUGGAGAGGGGCGAGCGCCAGGGGAGGGGAGACGCACACAGGUCGUCAGCGAGUGUGGAACACGCAUACAGUGCGACACCUCGCACCAGCACAGCUCGAGUUUCGCCGGUCAUGCUACAGAGACUCGAAGAUCUCAUGAUGGAAGGCGACCUGUUAGAGGUUCGUUUGGAGGAACAGCGUCUCGUAUGGGCUGCGGUGUGUGCGGCUCGUGCGGCGGAAGGUCGGCGGGCGGCGCGAGUGUUGGACGCCGGAAGGAGGAAGAGAGCCCAGAGACCAGCUCGACACCAUCACCCGCUCAAGAGGACACGCGUCUUACACGGAACAAACACCACAAAGACCACCAUGAAGCGCGGCUCGGCCACGACCACCAACUACUUAAAUCGGAAGCAGGGCAUGUCGUCUGGUUCUGGUCUGAUGAUGCGGAAGCACUACCUGGCCCGCCAGGAGCGUCGUAAGCGCCCGCUCCCCCAGCGCCCGCCUCCCCGGCCCCGCGCGGGUCGCUCCCCCCGCUCGCCCCGCACUCCCCGCUCCCCCCGCGCGCCCCGCUCUCCCCGCUCCUCGUCCUCAUCGCGUUCGUCAGCUGACGACGAGGAAGACUGCGCUGCCGCCGAUUGCCUGCGACCUACAGGCAAGGAGGUGGACUGGGUUCAAUGCGACGGCGGCUGCGAUCAGUGGUUCCACAUGCACUGCGUGGGCCUGAGUCGCGGCGCGCUGCGAGAGGACGACGACUACGUCUGCGGCUCGUGUGCCGAGACACGGAAGUAACUGACUGGCGGCGGGCGGUCGGUUAAAACGAACAAAUUACAACCGAGAUAUUCCUACACUGACGGAAAUUUCAAUGCAAAACGUUCUUAUAUACAGGUCGAUGUUUUUCUGCUCAUACGAUAACCGUUCAUAUUAUACAUGUUGUGCGUUAUUCAUAACGAGCUUCCAGUUAAAACUUUUCGAUGUACCGUUAUGUUGUGUCGGUGGAGGUCAGCGUCGCCUCGCGAUGCCUGUUGUCCGCGCGAUAUCCGGAGCACCCUGUAUAUAACUGUACCAUCUGAACGGUUUUAAAUGAAAGUCUGUAAUGUAUUUAAUUAAUUGUUAUAUCGGUGUUUAGUGUCCAUUCGUUUUGAAUGUAAAGUGAUAUAGAGAGAAUGAAACGCGAAAUCAUGUUCUGGAAAGAUGUACAUUAUUUUGAAUUCCUCCGUUGCUCGUUUUUUUUUUUUAAUUAAUAUAUUUGCUAUGUAUUUUACUUUCAUAUAUAUAUGUAUAUGUAUAUUUACUGUCCCCUCGUCAUCGUCCCAAUACGUGAGUUCCAACGUCGUGGUUAUAGCGACUUUUCUACCCGUAAUAUAUUAUUUUUAUACGUUGUGGAGUACGGUUAGCUGUUGUAAGUAUAGUUGUAAAGAACCCGUGUGUAAAUGAGUGUGGAAUUGAUACGACCUUAGCGAGAUAUGUUCCGGCCUUUAUCACUAUGUGGAACCGGCGUCCGACGUAACAUUAAAAUUAUUAGAAUAUGUAAUAAAUAAAGCGGUGUACACACCAUCGGAUGAUCGUUUCAUAUAGUCAUAAAAGGCUUUCGAAUGCCGCGGGAUGAUUAUUUGUUGGUCGAGAUGUGUCGGUCUUUUUGUAAAUAUUUUUUUAAUGAAAUGUGAAUCUAGUUAAAGAAAAUUUCUAAUGUAUGUAGAUUUCGAGUACUGUUAUGUAGUGUGGACUAUGUAUGCUUAGGUCAUUAAAUAGUCACUCAACCUGCGUCUGAUCUAGACUUGUUUAUCGCACAUUGUAAAGAAACUCGAUCACACCCGAGUGCUUCUGAUUGUAAACUGUAAUUUUAAUUAGAUUAUUUAAUAAAAGAUUAACAAAA
Messenger RNA from Danaus plexippus (monarch butterfly), 5934 nucleotides. RefSeq names its product lysine-specific demethylase 5 (gene Kdm5). NCBI's taxonomy places the organism in Eukaryota, Metazoa, Arthropoda, Insecta, Lepidoptera, Nymphalidae. Gene Ontology annotation, biological process: chromatin remodeling. Bases 216 to 4850 code for a protein of 1544 amino acids. The transcript is spliced from 30 exons. The record is from RefSeq and is a predicted model, not a curated record. Gene Ontology annotation, molecular function: DNA binding; histone demethylase activity. Gene Ontology annotation, cellular component: nucleus.